Molecule: messenger RNA, 384 nt
Organism: Rotaria sp. Silwood1
Lineage: Eukaryota; Metazoa; Rotifera; Eurotatoria; Philodinida; Philodinidae
Source: the annotation of a GenBank genome assembly
AUGUCAAUUGAUUCGACAUCAAAAUCAAUUCAUUGUAAAAAAACAUUAAAAUCUUCAUUAUCUCAAUCAGAUAGUUAUCCAUAUUCAAGACAUUCAUUAAAAGAUUGUCAUAAUCAUUCGUUUUCAAAAAGUCGUACUAUGUCAAUAUCAGAAGAAACAUCUGGUGAUUUGCUUACAGAUUUAUCAUCAUUACCAUAUAAUUCAUAUAAACAACCAAAUAAUAAAUGUAGUAGAAGAUUUAGUGAAUUAAAACCACCUUUAAUACAACAAACUCAAAAAACAAAUAAUGAACGACGUAAUUCAAUGCCUCAAAUUAAUUUAGGGUUUUUACUUCCAUAUCCUUUUCGUACAAAAAAACAUCAUCAUAAAAAUACAAUCAAGUAA